Molecule: messenger RNA, 1809 nt
Organism: Platichthys flesus (European flounder)
Lineage: Eukaryota; Metazoa; Chordata; Actinopteri; Pleuronectiformes; Pleuronectidae
Gene: valopa
Product: vertebrate ancient long opsin a
Exons: 5
Coding region: 1-1164 (387 amino acids)
Biological process (GO): visual perception; G protein-coupled receptor signaling pathway
Cellular component (GO): photoreceptor outer segment; membrane
Molecular function (GO): G protein-coupled receptor activity
Source: RefSeq, a predicted model, not a curated record
AUGGAUACUCUGAGCCUGUCAGUGAACGCUGUGUCCCACACCGUGGCCACUGAGCUCCCCGCCGCCGACGACCCCUUCAAUGCACCCAUCAAGAACAUCGCGCCGUGGAACUUCACCAUCCUGGCGGUGCUCAUGUUCGUGGUCACCUCGCUGUCCCUGAGCGAGAACUUCCUCGUCAUGUUCGUCACUUUCAAGUACAAGCAGCUCAGACAGCCCCUGAACUACAUCAUAGUGAACCUGGCCAUCGCUGACUUUCUGGUCUCCCUCACCGGUGGAGUAAUAAGUUUCCUGACGAACUCCAGGGGUUAUUUCUUCCUUGGGAAGUGGGCUUGCAUCCUGGAGGGGUUUGCUGUGACUUUCUUCGGGAUCGUAGCCCUGUGGUCUCUGUCCGUUCUGUCCUUCGAGCGGUUUUUCGUGAUCUGCCGCCCCCUGGGGAACAUCCGGCUGCAAGCGAAGCACGCCAUCCUGGGUCUGCUGUUCGUCUGGACCUUCUCCUUCAUCUGGACCUUCCCUCCUGUGCUGGGCUGGAACAGAUACACCCUGAGUAAGAUUGGAACAACCUGUGAGCCAGACUGGUAUUCCACCAGUAUGACGUCUCACAGCUACAUCAUCACUUUCUUCACCACCUGUUUCAUUUUCCCUCUCGGAGUGAUAUUCUUCUGCUACGGGAAACUCCUCCGCAAGCUCAGGAAGGUGUCACAUGGUCGUCUGGCCACCGCUAAGAAGCCGGAGCGACAGGUGACCCGUAUGGUGGUGGUGAUGAUCGUUGCAUUCAUGGUGGGCUGGACGCCGUACGCAGUCUUCGCCAUCCUGGUCACAGCUCAUCCGACCAUCCAAAUCGAUCCCAGGCUGGCCUCUAUACCCGCCUUCUUUUCCAAGACAGCUGCUGUCUACAACCCAAUCAUCUACGUCUACAUGAACAAACAGUUCCGGAAGUGCCUGAUCCAGCUCUUCACCGGCAGGGGGACCAUACCCGACAGCCACCUGAACCAGACCUCGGAGCGACCAGGAAUUACAGCAGAGAGUCAAACAGGAGAAAUGUCAGCAAUCGCAGCUCGCAUCCCUUUGAGUGGCAAUGCAUCACCCAGGUCUGACGAUUCCCCGACCGACUGUGGCUCGUUUGCCCAGCUGCCCAUCCCAGAGAACAAAGUGUGUCCCAUGUAACACACCCAAUAGGCCUUCUCUUACUGUCUACUGACCCUGAGAGCCCAUAGUAACCAUCUGUAAUCUAUCUAACAGUUUUCGGAAAGCACUGUAUCUAGUUACAGAACUUGGGGAGAUGGACAGUGCGAAGCAGAGUCAGCUCUUGAAAGGUUUUCAAAGUGGAUGGAUCAGGCCCAUUUUUUUAUAUGUCAAGUUUAAAUAAUUAAGGACAGACACUAAACUUAAAGAAGGGUUUUGUUCUCUAGCAUGUUUCAGUUGUUUGUUCAAUGUUUGACUAAAAAAGGCACAACAGCUAGGACAAGAAGGAAACGUACCAACAGAAGUGCUCUGAGCUUUAUCCACAAGUUAUCUUUGUAAAUAUUUGCUUGCUGGACACACUUCUGUCAUAAUAUUAGAGAAUAACUUGAAUGUUCUUGUGACCAUCAUUACAAACCUGUCCGUGUGUAUCAUCAGAGGACACUUGAUUCGACUUGAUAGUAUCAGCCUUCAUAUCCUCGUGAGAAAAAGGGAGACUGCUAAAAAUGCAGACCUUGACAUCAGUUAGUAUAGGGCUAGCCAGUGUUUUUUUUCCAACACCACAAUGCAUCCAGCCUUUCAUCUCAUCCUCGCCUUCUCCUUUGAAGCCCUGUGAUAGCUUAUAGAGAA